Molecule: messenger RNA, 1068 nt
Organism: Nothoprocta perdicaria
Lineage: Eukaryota; Metazoa; Chordata; Aves; Tinamiformes; Tinamidae
Gene: DLX1
Product: distal-less homeobox 1
Exons: 3
Coding region: 141-908 (255 amino acids)
Biological process (GO): cell differentiation; embryo development; negative regulation of transcription by RNA polymerase II
Molecular function (GO): RNA polymerase II cis-regulatory region sequence-specific DNA binding; DNA-binding transcription factor activity, RNA polymerase II-specific
Source: RefSeq, a predicted model, not a curated record
GACAAACUCCAUUUUCUUAUGAAUGGAAAGUGAAAAACCCUGUUCCGCUUAAAUUGGGUUCUUUCCUGUCCUGAGAAACACAACAGACCCCAAAAAGGCAAGCUGAAGAGGGAGCACACACACAGAGCAAGCGACAAGAAAUGACCAUGACCACCAUGCCAGAGAGUCUAAAUAGCCCCGUCUCGGGGAAGGCCGUCUUUAUGGAGUUUGGGCCGCCCAGCCAGCAAAUGUCUCCUUCUCCCAUGUCCCACGGACACUAUUCCAUGCACUGUUUACACUCCGCGGGCCACUCUCAGCCCGACAGCUCGUACAGCACAGCUUCGUCCUUCUCCCGACCGCUGGGCUACCCCUAUGUGAACUCGGUCAGCAGCCACUCGAGCAACCCCUACAUCAGUUCAGUGCAGUCCUACCCCAACAGCUCCAGCCUGGCUCAGACCCGGUUAGAGGAGACAGGGGCCGAAUCGGAGAAAAGCACUGUGGUAGAAGGAGGGGAAGUUCGCUUUAAUGGGAAAGGGAAAAAAAUCCGCAAACCCAGGACUAUUUAUUCCAGUUUGCAGCUGCAGGCUUUGAACAGGAGGUUCCAGCAAACUCAGUACCUGGCUCUGCCUGAAAGAGCCGAGCUCGCAGCCUCUCUGGGACUCACCCAGACCCAGGUGAAGAUCUGGUUCCAGAACAAGCGCUCCAAAUUCAAGAAGCUGAUGAAGCAGGGCGGGGCGGCCCUGGAGAGCGGCGCCCUGAGCAACGGGCGGGCGCUGUCGGGCAGCUCGCCGCCCGUGCCGCCCGUGUGGAACACGUCCUCGGCCGCCGGCAAGGCCUCCUCGGGCACACCGGGCACCUACAUCCCCAGCUACACGUCAUGGUACCCGUCAGCCCACCAAGAAGCUAUGCAGCAGCCUCAGCUCAUGUGAUGGGAGAGCGGCUUUCACCCUACUGCGAGAACUGCAGGUCGCCACAAGAAUCAAAAUUAUUAGAAGUGUAACGUUAAAUAAAAGGAAAGGAGAAAAAAAGGAAUGAAAAGAAAAGAAAAAAAAAGAAAAAAGAGAGAGGGGGGGGAGAAAGAAAAAGAAA